UAGGGCGUUGAGUGGGCAUGAGACGGCUCUGUGGAUAGAGACAUAGCCAUGGCACCAGUGGGUUUUCAUUUACAGUUACAUUUCUCCAAUAAUGUCAGCGUCAGGGCGAGUAGUCGCACGAAAGUAGAGCCCAGUCCUGCGCCUAAAGCGAUUCCCCACAUCCAAUUUAUUCGGGCCUCGGCAUCUCGACCUUCCCCCGGACUUAUAACUAAUCAACAACAUCACUUCAACAACUGUCCUCAAUCCACCCAUCCAGAAUCCCCGACUUUGUAAUUUGAAUCGUGAGGAAAAAAGAAACCCUUAUUAAUAUAUUAAUCGAUCAGAAUGACAUUCCAAAUCCCUCCCCCCCAACCGCAAUACUCCCGCCUCAGCUUCCCCACCCCGCACGUCCUUCUCGUCACGCUCUCCCGGCCACGCGACCUCAACUGCAUCAACGGCACCGGCCACGAGGAACUCCACGCCAUCUGGGAAUGGAUGGACGAGGAGCCGAGUAUCCGCGUGGGCGUGUUGACCGGUGAAGGGAGGGCGUUCUGCGCUGGGGCUGAUCUAAAAGAAUGGAACGACUCCCAAUCCCAAUCCCAUUCCCAGCAGCAAAAGUCCCCCCGACAGCCCGCCACCGGAUUCGGCGGGCUCUCGCGCCGCGGCGGCAAAAAGCCCGUCAUCUGCGCCGUCAACGGCCUCUGUCUCGGCGGCGGCUGCGAAAUGAUUAUCAAUGCCGACCUGGUGGUCGCCAGCCCCAAGGCGUUCUUCGGGUUCCCCGAGGUGCAGCGCGGGGUGGUGGCGAUUGCCGGGGCGCUGCCGCGGUUGAUCCGGACGGUGGGACGGCAGCGGGCGAUGGAGAUGGUGCUGACGGGGCGGCGGGUGACGGCGCAGGAGGCGGAACGAUGGGGGUUUGUGAACGAGGUGGUUGCCGCCGAGCAGGACGUGGUGCGCAGAGCGCUGGAGGUGGCGGCGCAGAUCGCGGGCAACAGUCCCGACGCGGUGAUCGUGAGCCGGGAAGGGGUGAAGAUGGGAUGGGAAGGAGUCGGCGCGGAGGAGGGCAGUCGGUUGCUGGUGGAGGGCUGGUCGAAGAAGCUUAACGACGGCGAGAAUAUCAAGGAGGGAUUGCGGGCGUUUGUGGAGAAGCGGAAGCCCGUCUGGCUGGAUAGCAAGCUGUGA
Molecule: messenger RNA, 1158 nt
Organism: Aspergillus steynii IBT 23096
Lineage: Eukaryota; Fungi; Ascomycota; Eurotiomycetes; Eurotiales; Aspergillaceae
Product: enoyl-CoA hydratase/isomerase family protein
Exons: 2
Coding region: 325-1158 (277 amino acids)
Biological process (GO): fatty acid beta-oxidation
Cellular component (GO): mitochondrion
Molecular function (GO): enoyl-CoA hydratase activity
Source: RefSeq, a predicted model, not a curated record